CUAACCAGAGACCAGAGGUGGAAAGCAAGGGCAACAACAAAACAACAACAACAAAAGCAAACCUAAAGAUCGUUUUCAUGCGACGUGCCUUUAUUGUAUGAUACUCGCGGAAAAGUAUCGUACUCUCAACAUUGGAAAGAAAGGAUUCAUAACAUGUAAGAAGGACGCUAACAUGUAGCUACAUAGUACAUAAAUGUAAGGAGGCGUAGGAUAAAAUUAAUAUCCUGUGAUAGACGUCCAUUCUGCAUUUCAUCUAGUGCAACUACUCUCUGAGGAUGUCCUCAAACUCAAUCAGGAUUCAACCAUCAACAACUUCAAAAGAAUAUAAAAGAAAUGCCGAAUCACGCAACCGUGUUGGGUAUGCAAGAAGUCACGAUUUUCAUGACCAGGAUGUGUCACAGACCCAACAUAAUGCCAACAGUCGGUCCUCAUUUGAUUCGUUUGACUCAGGAAACGUGUCACAUUCGCACACCCCUUCAAGUGCGAAAAAGCAAAAACUCAUUGGCUCUGAAUGUGCUUCUGGAUCUGAUGUUCUGAUUAGUGGUUCCAGAGCGCGCCAGAUGCGCAGAGAUUACAUGAAUUUCAUGGGCGGAUGGCUUGAGCAAAAUGAUUGCCUUCCUCAGUGUGCCACUUCGGAAUUGCUGCGUGGCUUAAAAGCCAUAUUUUCACCCAUAUUGGAAGAAGUGAAUUUCAGUGUUCGUACUGUCACCAAAGUCAGCAUGGAAUGCGUCGAGGCUGAUGAGGAUGAAGACUCAGAUGACGAGGGUGACUCAGAAGGUGAACAGGCAAAUGACGUUGAACCUCCAUAUGUUCUGGAGGACAGCAACAAUGAUCAGGAUUCAGACUCCUAUCCUCAGGCUGACCCUGAUUGCGGUUACACUGUCCAGGAAAUUCCUUGCGUCAAGAGCGAUGAGUCAACUAAUAGUCCCUUGAUAAAUAAUGACUUGCUUCUGCUGACAGCUGCAGGAGAGGAAGCCAAAAAGGUUUUGGCUGCUCCGGGCUUUGGUGAGCAAACCGUAAAUUACACACAAAUUGUUGAUUAUCAUCCCAACUGCCGGUCCUUAGCAGGUGUCAGUGCCAAAGAAAGAAUAGCAAUGGUUGCCCACGUCAUCCCAAUGAAAUCAAAGAAAGAUUUUGACUUCUUUAAUGCUGCUCUCGAAGAGAACAAAGACUUGUGCAGUGCGUUGGUUGAAAAAUAUUGGCUGAUUGCCGGUGAAGAAACCCUAGCCAAACGUGUCUACUUAUACAUGAGGAUUUUCAUCAGUAAAGUCUUAGCUACCCAAAUCAAUUGGAAUGGGACUAAUAAUAAUGGAAAAUUUGGCAUCGGUAACAGCAGAUUCAAAGAUCUAAUUUUUUGUCUUGUGAGGGCUUCAAGCAAGUUUGCUGAAACUAACGAUGAGAAAAUCAAGAAUUCGAUGCAGGUGUGGAUGCAAAACGGAACUGCCAGAACCAGGACUCGAGGUAAAAGUGGAUAUACGAGAAGAAUCCCUAAUUUGAAGUAAAAUAAGUCUGAUAUCCUAACCAGUAAUGCUAAUGAAAAUGAGGUACAAAGUGUUACUAGUAUGAAUCGUUUGAAUAAAAUAAAUCUUAAUCAAA
This is a messenger RNA of Cloeon dipterum, 1596 nucleotides long. RefSeq lists its product as uncharacterized. Bases 276 to 1502 code for a protein of 408 amino acids. The record is from RefSeq and is a predicted model, not a curated record. NCBI's taxonomy places the organism in Eukaryota, Metazoa, Arthropoda, Insecta, Ephemeroptera, Baetidae. The transcript has 6 exons.